This is a messenger RNA of Neogale vison (American mink), 1062 nucleotides long. Its product is annotated as melanoma-associated antigen B17-like. Bases 1 to 1002 code for a protein of 333 amino acids. Gene Ontology annotation, cellular component: nucleus. The record is from RefSeq and is a predicted model, not a curated record. Gene Ontology annotation, biological process: negative regulation of transcription by RNA polymerase II. NCBI's taxonomy places the organism in Eukaryota, Metazoa, Chordata, Mammalia, Carnivora, Mustelidae. The transcript has a single exon.
AUGCCUCGGGGCCAGAAGAGCAAGGUCCGUGCCCGGGAGAAACGCCACCAGGGCCGCGGUGAGGCUCAGGGUGUCGGGGAUGCUCCUGCUGCUGUAGCAGCAGAGGAGGAGCCCCCCCCUGCUCCCCCGUGCUCCCCUGAAGAGGCGGGUCCAUCUUCACCACCACAGGGUGACUCAGCCCCUGGAUUUCCUGGCCCAGGGACCCCAGGCCUGCCAGGUGACCAGGGUGCAGAGAACCCGGCCGCGGCUGCCGCCCCGGCCGCCCCCCUGGCUGCCCCCCUGGCCGCUUCCCAGGCCACUCCCCAGGCCGCUCCCCGGGUUGCCCUCCGGGCCAUCCGCAAAAACCCUCUGAUCCGCAAGGUCGGGAUGUUGGUGCAGUUCCUGCUGGAGAAGCACAGCUCUGGAGAGCCCAUUACACGGGCGGCGCUGCUGAAGAUCGUUGGCAGGAAGUAUGGCGAGCACUUUCCCGAGAUCUUCAGGCUCACCUCCCAGCGCAUGGAGCUGGUCUUCGGGCUGGAGGUCCGGGAGGUCGAUGCCCGCGGCCAGUCCUACGUGCUGGUCAGCAAGCUGACCCAACCGGGCGAGGGCACCCCGGGCGGCAGCGGCAAGGGGCUGCCCAAGACCGGCCUCCUGAUGGCGCUCCUGGGCGUGAUCUUCAUGAAGGGCAACCGCGCCAGCGAGGAGGAGGUCUGGGAGUUCCUCAACGUGCUGGGCGUGCAGGAGGGCAGGAGGCACCUGGUCUUCGGCGAGCCACGCAAGUUCAUCACUGAAGACCUGGUGCGCCAGGGCUACCUGGAGUACCGCCCGGUGCCCGCCAGCGACCCUCUGCGCCACGAGUUCCUUUGGGGCCCGCGGGCCCGUGUGGAGACCAGCAAGAUGCAGGUGCUGCAGGCCCUGGCCAAGAUCAACGACACCUUGCCCAGCUGCUUCCCCCAGCUGUACGAGGAGGCUCUGCUAGAGGAGGAGGAGCGCGUGGUGGGCCGUAGCAGGCGCCGGUUCUAGUCAGGCAGUUGGGGCAGCUGCUUUCCCCUGGGGUGGGAGAGGGCACUUUCCCAGUAGUGC